This is a messenger RNA of Funneliformis geosporum, 315 nucleotides long. The record is from the annotation of a GenBank genome assembly. NCBI's taxonomy places the organism in Eukaryota, Fungi, Glomeromycota, Glomeromycetes, Glomerales, Glomeraceae.
AUGUCUUCAGGUGAUAAUAAAGCGCAUAUUUCAGCAAAAGGUUCAAGUGCACUUGCCGGUAUAGGUACAAAUCCUACGGGAGAUGAACCCAAUAAACAUAUUGCUCAUGUUGAUAAAGGAAGUUCUGCCCUUGACGGUGUAGGUGCUAUUCCUAUAGAUACGCAAAAACAAGAACAACUAUCUCAACCACAACCUAAAAAUGCUACUGAAUAUGUGACCGGUGCUCUUAGUAAUGCAUAUACUACUGUUAAGGAUACUAUUGGCAACUUGGGAACUAAUCAAACUACUACCGAUAAGACUAAAUCUGAUAAAUAG